AUGUCCGAAACGGAAGAAUACAAUCAGCAGAAGCCAGCUAAAACGAGCAAGCAGCAUAAUGUGUUACCGAUAUGGGGUAAUGAACAAACAAUGAAUCUGAACCCUCUUAUUUUAGCAAAUAUUCAAGGUUCUAGCUACUUCAAAGUACAUCUGUUUAAAUUGAAGACCUACCAUGAAGUUGUUGAUGAGAUUUACUACCAGGUGAAGCACUUGGAGCCAUGGGAGCGUGGAAGUCGAAAGACCGCGGGCCAGACUGGAAUGUGUGGCGGCGUAAGAGGUGUUGGUGCUGGUGGUAUUGUAUCAACCGCCUUUUGUCUCUUGUAUAAGCUGUACACAUUGAGAUUAACAAGGAAACAGGUGAAUGGGCUUUUGCAGCAUAGUGACUCGCCAUACAUCAGAGCUCUUGGUUUUAUGUAUGUGCGGUAUACUCAACCACCUGCAGACUUGUUUGACUGGUAUGUGGAUUACUUGGAUGAUGAUGAGGAAGUAGACCCAAGGGCAGGAGGUGGCGGCACUACCACAAUGGGUGCACUAGUGAGACAGAUGCUUAUCAAGCUUGAUUGGUUUAGUACAUUGUUUCCAAGGAUACCUGUACCGAUCCAAAAACAAAUUGAGCAAAAGCUAGCUGACCACAACCGACAGAUGGCACCAACAAACCAGACUGCAAACUAUCGAGGCGGUGGUACUAGCAACUACAAUCCAGGCCGCACAGAUGGAGAUAGGCGCGAGCACGAUGACAGGGACAAAAGAGAUUACGGUGAUGGUGACAGGGACAGAUACGCAAAAGACAGAGGAGGCAGACGUGAAGACAGAGAACCGAGGGACAGGGAACGGGAUCGCGACCGGCGUGAACGAGACGUGCGCGACAGACACCGUGAUCGGUCGCGUGAUCGCCACAUAGAGAGAUCGCGCGAUCGCCCGCGACAUAGAUCCCGAUCAAGGGACCGUCGCUACAGAUAA
Messenger RNA from Leptosia nina, 960 nucleotides. NCBI's taxonomy places the organism in Eukaryota, Metazoa, Arthropoda, Insecta, Lepidoptera, Pieridae. The record is from the annotation of a GenBank genome assembly.